ACCGAAACUAAGGGAGAUAACUUUUUGCAUUUCUCAUUGACGGUUAUAAAAUCUCUUAGAAAAUGGCUCGUUUAUCGAAGUUGACGCAAGCAUCAAUGGCUGUCACUUUCCUGGGUGCAAUUGCAAUGCUAAAGUCAUUCCAGGAUGUCAGAUACUUCAAAUCAGAUGCUAUGAAAAUCACAGCAGUGCAAGCAAGUGAGCGGGACAUGGAGAAGCUGGUGAGGAAAUAUCACAUCAGUGAAGAGCAGCUAAAGGCAAUCAAGGAAGAGAAGAAGGAGCAGAGCUUGUUGGGCCCAGUGCCAGAUAACCUCCUAGAGACUGACCCUACCUUCCAGCACAAACGUGUGACUAACACAGACUUAUCAUAGCUCAUUGAACACCUUACAGGGACUACUUAACAUUGAGCUUCUGAGUUUAGCUUGUGUGAUUGAGACCUUGUUUAUUUUGAUCAGAAUGUGAUGAAAGUGGGCUGUGAUAGACUUCAUAUGUAAUAGUCUCAUUGUUUAAAAUGAGUCAAGGAAGCAGGUUUCAAAAUGUACUUGUCCGAAGCCUUUUAAACUUGCCCAAUUACAAUUAAGUUAAGUAAAGAACAGGGAUUCUUUGACAUUUACUCUUGGCCAUUCUUUACUUAGCUGGUUCCCUUCCACUUAGCAAAGUCCCAAAUUUUGCUAAAUAAAUAUUCAUUUACUAUGAGUUUCGAGAGUACUAUGAGUACUCAAAAGUUUCGUGCCUAUUCAGUCUGACAAGACUAAUUUGAACUAAUAUUACAGAGUUAUUGCCUUUUGUAACCUUUAAUUGUCCGGAGAACAAUUAGAAAACUACUGGUGGAAUUUAUUUAUACAAUGGUAAAGCACAAUGAAAGGAAGUGCUGUGUACAAAAAACAUAACUCUAUUUCAACUUAUUACAGAGGAAUAACUCUUUGUUACCUUUUCUUGUCCAGUCGUGGAAACUACUAUCAAUGUGAAACCACAAUAAGAAGAAGUGCAGUGUACAAUUUCAACUUAUUGCCCUUUGUAACUUCAUUGUCAUACAAUGAUAAAGCACAAUGAGAUGAAGUGCAAUGUACCAGAACCAUAACACCGUUUUUAGGGAAUUAUAGAGUUAUUGCGCUUUGUUACUUUUUCUUGUGCAGGACAUAAAUUGUAAUCUAUUGGAUGGAAUUUAAUCAUCCUUCAUACACGGCUAAAGCACAAUAAAAGGGAAGUGCAGUUUACAAGAACCAUAACUUUAUCCACAUCAUUGUCUAAUUAGGUCUUAUUUCUAUAUAUCUCGCUUUCCUUGAGGGUGGCAUUUUGGGGGUAUUAAUCACAUUCAGUGAUAGUUCUAGUUUUACUUGUUCUUGGCUUAAGGCAAGUUGGUUUUUUGGAAGAAUGUAUUACUUGGACAGUGAGAUAAUUCAACUCUAAUAAGAGUUUGGUCUCUAGGAGAUCUGAAGUCUUCUACACCCAGCGUGAUCUAAAAAUGAACAUUUGUGUUGUAACAUAUAUUAUGAGUUGUUUCUUUUAAAAAGAAAUGUGUUUUAUGCUGUUAUGUUUUAUAUUUAAUUUGAUAAAUAAAAUAUGCUGGUACAAUAAGUCUUAUGUCUGCCUUUUGAAAUUGUAUGUUUUGAUAAUGUACUUCAAAAAGUUUUUUGAAAUAAUGAUGAUCAGUGUCAUAAUUAUUUAUGUAAUUUUGCACAUAAAAGACUCGUUGUUCAGAGCUAUUGUGAAAAUUCAAAUCUUUACUACUCUGGAAGAUUCAAUAUUUCCCCAAACUUGCACACACAUUGACCUUCACAUAAAGGUCAAGAACCUUGCAGUAUGUUCUUGUUGAUAUAUAUAUAUCUUUAAUAGCUUGAUUGUGAAGCUCUCUAUAAGGUGAUAUGGAUCGAUCUCAAGUCCGACCUGAUGAGUUAUAACAUGUCAUGUUGAAAUCGGCAUUCAAGCAAUUUUCAUUUGGGUAAAGGUGGUUUUGCAGCAGGAUGUCUGUUAAAAUGGAGAAAGG
Messenger RNA from Mya arenaria, 1984 nucleotides. RefSeq lists its product as uncharacterized. The transcript has 4 exons. Bases 63 to 368 code for a protein of 101 amino acids. The record is from RefSeq and is a predicted model, not a curated record. Lineage: Eukaryota; Metazoa; Mollusca; Bivalvia; Myida; Myidae.